AUGCUGAGCUUGGCAACAUCUGAGCCCCAUCCAGACAUUCAGAAGACAUUGAAUAUCAUUUGUGAUGGUGGUCCAAAAGCUGCAGCAUGGUUGAAAGAUAAGCUUGAAGGCAUGAAAUUCGCGUUUCCAGCAAUAUAUCAGCCAGCAAGCCUGAUACCUCUCGCUUUUUGGAAAGCAUCUCCCUUUAGGUUAAGGGACAUUGGUCAUAACACUCCCACUACAACUAAUGGCAAUGAGCAAUCUCAUUGUAAUGCAUAUUGUGAAGGCAUUCACUUGACUCUAUUAGCUGGCCUCAUGAAAGGCAUGAAAUACGAC
Suillus paluster is the source of this 315-nucleotide messenger RNA. RefSeq lists its product as uncharacterized. The transcript is spliced from 3 exons. The annotation marks the transcript as partial. Lineage: Eukaryota; Fungi; Basidiomycota; Agaricomycetes; Boletales; Suillaceae. The record is from RefSeq and is a predicted model, not a curated record.